Messenger RNA from Coccinella septempunctata (seven-spotted ladybird), 1479 nucleotides. RefSeq lists its product as uncharacterized. The record is from RefSeq and is a predicted model, not a curated record. NCBI's taxonomy places the organism in Eukaryota, Metazoa, Arthropoda, Insecta, Coleoptera, Coccinellidae. The coding region runs from base 1 to 1479 and encodes 492 amino acids. The transcript has a single exon.
AUGUUGGCACUGGGCUCAAAAUUCAGUAUACCAGUUUCAGCAAAUCAAAUACCCAUAUACAAACUUAUCACAGAUGUGGAGGAUUUAAUCCAGAAGGUUCCAACAGAGAGGAGGGAUUUUCUGAGAGGAAAAACAACAAGCAUAAUUACUAAUUUUAUACACAAUAACAGCAACAAGAAUUACACAACAGAAAGACUAUUCAACGUGACAAAAUCCUUCUUGAGGGACAAUGAAGAGCUGAUUGUACUUAACAGUGACAAAGGAUCGGUAACGGUGAUAAUGGAGAAGCAAGACUAUGUACAAAAAAUGCUAGCGAUCAUCAAUUCUAAUAGUUUUAAAGAAUUACCCAUGGACCCGACUCAAAAGAUACAAACAAAAUGUAACAAAUUCGUUUCCUUGUUGGAGACACACAAAGUUAUCACAAGAGAAAAGGCAAGGCAAAUGAGGACCUACAACUCAAAUACACCUAAAAUAUAUGGCAAUCCAAAGAUACAUAAACCGGACACUCCCUUGAGGCCAAUAGUAUCUUGUAUACAGGCACCAACCCGGUAUCUUUCUGGGUAUGUAGCAGAGAUAUUGAGUAUGGCGUAUGAUAAAGACAAUGAAUAUUUUAUCAAGGAUUCCUUUGAGUUUGCUGAUCUUGUGAACAAUCUUAAGGUACCACCUGACCACGUUGUCAUAUCGUUGGAUGUGGUCAACUUGUUCGGAAACAUCCAGAGUGAACUAGCAAUCGAAGCAAUAAGUAAAAAAUGGAAUGUGAUCCAAGAAUAUACGAACAUACCUAAACAACUCUUUAUGGAUAUCCUCAACUUUCUGAUGGAGAACAGUUAUUUCUCCUUCCAAGGAAAAUUUUACCUGCAGAUAUUUGGAAGUUCCAUGGGCUCAGAUCUGAGUCCAAUAAUAUCCCUUUAUGUGAUGGAUUAUCUUCUGGACGGCACGGUUGCCAAGUUGCCAUUUAAAUUGUUUCUUAUAAAAAAGUACGUAGAUGAUCUCCUACUCAUUGCUCCAGCUAACGAAAUCACUAACAUCAAAACCACAUGCAAUAGUUUUAAUGAACACAUCCAGUUCACUGUAGAGGAAGAAGAUGAAAACCACUCAGUUCCAUUUUUGGACACAAAGGUCUGCCGAAUAAACAACACCAUAAAAUUAGACUGGUAUAGAAAAGACAUAACAUCAGACAAAUUUAUCCAUUACUUAUCUGAUCACCCAAUCAAGACGAAAAUAAAUACUAUAAAAGGAAUGAGAACAAGGGUAGAUAGAAUUUGCCAUCCCGAUUUCAGGCAGAUAAAUAGUAACAAGCUUUUCAAAAUAUUUGUGGAAAAUGGUUAUCCAAGGAGUAUGCUCAGAAAACUACUUUUUGAGUCGGCCACAAGUAGAAUGAAUGAGGUUGAAGAAGUCAAUGUACCAUCACAAAACAAUGAAAUUGAUGAGAUAAAAUAUGGGAGUAUAAUGAACAUAAAUGUUAAGAUAUAUAUAUAA